AUGUUCCCCCUAAGCACAAGCAUGAGUAUAUGGCUUGCAGGUGCAGGUGCUGGUCUGGGAGUCAAUGUUGUUCUCUACCCACUUGACACAUUGAAAACCAGGAUACAAGCACCAGACAGUAACGCGAUGUAUGUAAAAAAAGCGAUUUGGAGAAAUAGAUCAUUGUAUCGUGGUCUUUAUCAAGGCAUCGGUUCUUUGCUGAUCACUUCGGUGCCGGCAUCCGGAGUCUUUUUUACAGUGUACGAAGGAUUUAAAUACACACUUUUACCUACGUCAAUCCCGAGCCCAUUAAUCUACGGAAUCAGCAGUACGCUGGCUCAAAUAAUCACUAGUGCUAUAGUGAUACCCGGAGAGGUCAUCAAACAAAAUGCUCAAGUUAUUGGACAAAGCUCGAAUGAUCGAGGCAAGUCUUCUCAAACAUUCGCCGUCGCAAAGGAGAUCGUGAAGCGAGAUCCGUUGAACCUUUGGAGAGGGUAUUCAGCCCUUCUCAUAAGGGAUAUACCGUUCACAGCUCUACAGUUUCCUUUGCUAGAGCGCAUCAAAAAAAUGAUGUCCAAAGAGGCCCAGUUGCGAAAGCAGCAGCGUGGCUGUGGUCCAACACUCUCUCUUUCCGAUCAUGUCAAAAUUGCAACGCUCAGUGCUUCUAUCGCAGGAAGCGCUGCUGCCUGGAUCACUACCCCGGCAGAUGUUGUUAAGACUAGACUCAUGCUCAAAGCACACGAUAAUCGUCAAAAUUGGUCCAAGCAAAAAGAUAUUUCGUUGUGUAAUUCUCGAAACAAUGUUAGCAGAGGCACUUGGAGCGUCGCUCAUGAUAUUUGGGUCAAGGAAGGACUUAGAGGUUUGUUCAGAGGAGGCUUCAUCCGCACAGCAUGGACAGCCGUGGGGAACGGAAUUUUUAUAGGUGUUUAUGAGGGUGCAAAAAUAAGUCUUGGGCCCUCAACUAGGACAGACUCUUCUUGA
Molecule: messenger RNA, 960 nt
Organism: Glarea lozoyensis ATCC 20868
Lineage: Eukaryota; Fungi; Ascomycota; Leotiomycetes; Helotiales; Helotiaceae
Product: Mitochondrial carrier
Exons: 2
Coding region: 1-960 (319 amino acids)
Cellular component (GO): mitochondrial inner membrane
Molecular function (GO): S-adenosyl-L-methionine transmembrane transporter activity
Source: RefSeq, a predicted model, not a curated record